Messenger RNA from Oppiella nova, 1362 nucleotides. Lineage: Eukaryota; Metazoa; Arthropoda; Arachnida; Sarcoptiformes; Oppiidae. The record is from the annotation of a GenBank genome assembly.
AUGUGGCCAAACAACUUAGCUCGAGAAGCCUUCAGAAAGAAUGACAUCGCCGGUAGACCUGUCUCCUAUUUCGGAUCUCAAUUAUCAAAUGACAAAUAUAGUGACAUCAUAAUGGCCGAUUAUGGACAUAAAUGGGAAGCACUGAGACGGGUCGCACACUCUGCUAUUCAAAAAUACUCGACAAACGAUAGGCUCGUAGACGUGGCCACCGAUUGUGUGGACAGAACCAUAAAAACCAUAUUAGACAAGGAGGGUGUGGGCAUACCUUUCUCGCCCAUUCAAUACAUAUACUUAAUGUUUCUCAAUAUAUUAGCCACAAGUACUUUUGGACAAAGCUAUGAUAUGGAGGAUAAGGAGUUUAAGCAAAUAAAGUAUAUAAUCAAAGACUUUAAUAAAGAAGCAGGAAAUCAUUUUCUGUUGUGGGAGUUCGCACCCAUAUUGAGACUAUUAGACUACAAAUUAGUCAAAAAACAGAGACUAUUAUUAAGGGAAGCCGUCGAUAUGAUGAGCACUAAGUUUAGUUCACAUUAUAAAGACUACUCGGAAUCCAUUGAAAGGGACUUUUGUGAUGCACUCAUAACCGCUAAGAAUGAGUCCCUCAGAGAGGGUAAAGAGUCGGCUCCUUAUCUAAAGGACGAGAACCUUGCGAUGACUAUAUUUGACAUAUUCUUUGCCGGAACCGAUACCUCUCAACAGACAUUUCAAUGGUUACUCAUUUUGUUGACAUACUAUCCGGAAAUGCAGCGAAAGUUGAGACAAGAGAUUGAGACACAAAUCGGAGACCGAAUGCCAACACAUGAGGACAGGAAUCGAUGCCAUUAUGUCAUGGCUUUCCUAUCAGAGACUUUGAGGUUCAGAAAUGUGGCCCCUUUUGGUGUCGUACAUAAAGCACUCGUCAGGACUACAAUUGGCGAAUACACAGUACCCGAAAACAUGGGAGUUAUGGUCUACCAGGGGGUCAUAUUACGUAAUGAUAAGGACUGGGAGAAAGCAAAUGAGUUCAUUCCCGAGAGAUUUCUAGAUAAACAGGGAGAGUUCAUAACUACCCGUCCAAAGGCGUACAUACCGUUCGGUGUGGGACGACGUGUUUGUUUGGGCGAGAAGUUAGCCAUCGCUGACCUCUUCCUGGUUUUGGUCAGAUUUCUGCAGUCGACUCAAGACUACGAUAUAGUCCUCGACAGUCAUAAUGUGUUCAAAACUAAGUCACACUGGGAUGAGGUGUUCAGACAACUGGCCAAACAGUACGGACCGGUAUUCACGUUCUGGUUGGGGAACAGACCGCAUGUAAUAGUGUCGGACAUAGGCCUGGCCCGGGAGGCCUUCAAGAAGAAUGACUUCGCCGGAAGGAGUAUCACAUUCGUC